AUGACCCCGUCAACAUCCCAUAUUUCGAGCCAGCUGAGGCAAAUGGUAUACUACCAUCUUGACAACAACCUUGUUCAGAACGCGCUGUUCCUCGCCGGCCGCUUACAUGCCUACGAACCUCGCACAUCGGAAGCCUCAUACCUACUAGCGCUCUGUUACCUGCAAAGCGGCCAAGUAAAAGCGGCAUGGGAAACUAGCAGGAAUUUCGGUUUGCGGGGCACACAUCUCGGCUGUUCUUACGUCUACGCGCAGUCAUGUCUAGACCUUGGGAAAUAUAUGGAUGGCAUCAACGCGCUAGAACGGAGCAAGUCUUUGUGGAGCUCAAGGAAUCAUUGGAACAAACAUAGUGAAACGCGCAGACAACACUUGCCAGACGCCGCCGCGGUACUAUGUUUACAAGGGAAAUUAUGGCAAGCUCACAAGGAACACAACAAGGCUGUAGAUUGCUACGCUGCAGCUCUCAAGCUGAAUCCGUUCAUGUGGGAUGCGUUUCUAAGCUUGUGCGAGACUGGUGUUGAUAUGCGAGUUUCAAAUAUUUACAAACUAAGUCCCGAGUUAUACGGCAUGGUAUCGUCUUCUGUAUUGGAAGAUGUAGAAUCCACGUCCGACAAAGUUGCUCCUCCCGACGGCCCCUUACAAACGCAGGCCAACGUAAAUCCGAGUAUCGACCCGUUCACCUCCGCCGCGGCUCGCAGCGAAUCGAACACCACUCAUGGUAGCUCCGCCUUGUGGGAAAAGUUUAACGGAAGCACAGUUAGUGUCGCGUCAUCAGGAACCGGCCAUGUUAUGCGUGAAGGCAUGGAAACGCCUGGUGGCCAUAGCAGCGAGUCUGACGAACCUCGUGUAACCAAUGGGACUAGUGCGGAUGUCUUUGAGCCGCCAUUAGCCCCUGCAAAAAAAAAUCGAACAAUACAAACAAUAGGCGCCGAUCCUUCUAUGGAUCCCCCACCAAAAAUGAGGCCGACAGGCAUACGACAAAGAGCACGGGCUAGAGUCGACACAGAUGAGCAGACAGGUGCUCACUUGGAAAGAGACGUUACUAUGGGUCAUAGGAUUGGAGAUCGCAAGCGAACAGUCUCCGGCCAAGUUGCGCAUUCUUCCACAUCAAAUUCAACAGAUCAAUCAGGGGGGCAGCGACGAAGUGUGCGGCUCUUCAACCAAAUAAAACCCACAUCAAAUAAAAUCUCUAGUGCGGCAUUGGGGGUGAAAGAUGGCCGAGAGGUCAAGAAAGUGAGGGCUACAGGGACAAAAGGGCGAACAGCAACAGCCUCGCAUGUAGGCCGCGUGGUUAGCGGCAAUAAUCGGAAGCACAUCGGUGAGAUUCACGACAGUGAUGCCAAAGAAUACCGGGGGACAUCUAUGUCGACGUCAAAUGGUACUCAGCACGCAACAUCCAGAGCAUCUGCAUCGGAGCGAUCCAAGGCAGUCGAGGCCCUGGCUUGGAUCUUGGAUUUGUUCUCAAAGCUAGCUACCGGCUACUACUGUUUAAGCCGGUAUAAAUGCACCGAUUCCAUUCAAAUAUUUAGCUCUCUUUCCCAGGGCCAGCGCGAGACGCCAUGGGUCCUUGCCAAUAUUGGACGAGCUUACUAUGAACAAGCAAUGUACUCAGAUGCCGAGAAGUACUUCGUUCGGGUGAGAGCAAUGGCCCCAUCAAGGCCAAAAGACAUGGAGAUUUACUCAACAGUCCUUUGGCAUCUGAAGAACGAUGUCGAACUCGCUUAUUUGGCGCAUGAGCUGAUGGAAGUUGAUCGCCUAUCACCGGAGGCCUGGUGCGCUGUUGGUAACUCCUUCUCACACCAGCGAGACCACGACCAAGCUUUGAAGUGUUUCAAGCGUGCAACCCAACUGGAUCCACACUUUGCCUAUGGCUUUACGCUCCAGGGCCACGAGUAUGUGGCCAACGAGGAAUAUGACAAGGCACUGGAUGCGUAUCGAAACGGCAUUAGUGCCGAUAGCCGGCAUUACAAUGCCUGGUACGGAUUGGGAACGGUCUAUGACAAGAUGGGCAAACUUGACUUCGCCGAACAGCAUUUCCGAAACGCAGCCAAGAUUAACCCGUCUAACGCUGUCUUGAUAUGCUGCAUCGGCUUGGUUCAGGAAAAGAUGAGCAAUCCCAAGACAGCAUUGAUCCAGUACAAUAGGGCCUGCUCUCUUGCUCCUCAUUCCGUCCUUGCUCGAUUCCGAAAAGCCCGCGCGUUGAUGAAACUGCAGGACCUCAGAUCUGCUCUUACAGAACUGAAAGUCCUUAAAGACAUGGCGCCGGAUGAGGCCAAUGUCCAUUACCUACUUGGGAAGUUGUACAAAAUGCUCCGUGACAAGGGCAAUGCGAUCAAGCACUUUACGACGGCCCUGAACCUUGAUCCAAAGGCAGCACAAUACAUCAAAGACGCAAUGGAAGCCCUUGACGAUGAUGAGGAAGAUGAAGAAGAUAUGGCAUGA
Molecule: messenger RNA, 2439 nt
Organism: Aspergillus puulaauensis
Lineage: Eukaryota; Fungi; Ascomycota; Eurotiomycetes; Eurotiales; Aspergillaceae
Gene: CDC27
Product: anaphase promoting complex subunit bimA
Exons: 4
Coding region: 1-2439 (812 amino acids)
Biological process (GO): cell division
Molecular function (GO): protein binding
Source: RefSeq, a predicted model, not a curated record